CCGGAGGACAAAUCCCCCCGUGAGACCCUGGUGGGAGAGGCCGUUUUGAAGGGCUCCCCGGCGCAGGAAGGCAGCGGGGAGGAAAAGGGCCGGAGAUCCCCCCACAGGAGGGGCUCCAAAGCCAGCCCAGGGUGCUCUGAGGAGGAAAGAGCCAGCCUGUGCCGGGAAGGCGGCCGGAGCUUGAGGGGGAGCUCUGACCUGGUGGUCCCUGAGCAGCCUCCCAGCAGAGAGAAACCCUUCAGGUGCUUGGAAUGUGGGAAGAGCUUUAGGUGGAGCACCAGCCUCCUCACCCACCAGCACAUCCACACUGGGGAACGUCCUUACACGUGUGGGGAAUGUGGGAUGAGCUUCAGUGACAGCUCCACCCUUCGCAGACACAAGCACAUCCACACCGGGGAACGACCCUACCCAUGUGGGGAAUGUGGGAAGAGCUUCAGUGACAGCUCCACCCUUCGCAAACACAAGCACAUCCACACUGGGGAACGUCCUUACAUGUGUUGGGAAUGUGGAAAGAGCUUCAGGGACAGCUCCAACCUUCGCAUGCACCAAGUCAUCCACACUGGGGAACGGCCAUACACGUGUGGGGAAUGUGGGAAGAGGUUUCAGACCAGCGGGAAUCUCGUCAGGCAUGAGCGGACGCACACGGAUGAGAGGCCCUUCCGCUGCACCGACUGCGGGAAGGGCUUCAACCGGAACUCCCACCUCAUCACCCACCGGCGCAUCCACACCGGGGAGAAGCCCUACAAGUGUGGGGAGUGUGGGAAGAGCUUCACCCGCAGCUCUGCCUUGACCCAACACCAACGGACCCACCAGUAAGAGAAGCCCCACCAGUGCCCCGACUGCAGGAAGAGCUUCGGCCGCUACUUACACCCCGAAUGAAGCCCCUGAUGGGGAGGCAACCCCUGGAGUCCAGUGACUGUCACUCCAUCCCUUUUGACCACAAAGGGCCAGUCCCCUUUCCCAGGGGCAGGUUCUGACAACAGAACCCUUCUUGGGGGGUGUGUGGAGAUU
Molecule: messenger RNA, 1011 nt
Organism: Manacus vitellinus (golden-collared manakin)
Lineage: Eukaryota; Metazoa; Chordata; Aves; Passeriformes; Pipridae
Product: gastrula zinc finger protein XlCGF7.1-like
Exons: 1
Source: RefSeq, a predicted model, not a curated record